AUGGGGGUCCAGGGGGUGGUGCUGAGGAUGCUGGGCAUUCUGGGGCUGGCUCUGGGGGAUCCCUCUGCUCUCCACUGGGACAGCACCUCCUGUCAUUUGGCUGGACCUGUGCCUGGUGGUCCGCUGGGGUUCCUGAGCUUCCUGGGCAAGGAUGCCCUGGGACUGGCCCUGUUCCAUACCCGGUGGGAUGAGCGAGGGAGGCUGCAGGCGUGUAACCGGCUGGAUCAUCCCAAGCUCAUCAGAGUCUUCCACGACCUCUGUGCAAAUGAGACUACCCAGGGCAUCUUCAUCCAUACCCCUGGGCCUGAGCUGCAGAGAGUCCUGAACAUCCUUCAGACUCAGCGGAAGUUCUGCAGGGAAUUUGGGGGACGCUCGGCAGAGGCGAGGAAGAAGCGAGCAGCCCAGUGGAACGGAGCGUCUGGUGGGCGACCCCUCCGGUCUAAGAGAGGCUUGACCAUGCCCGGCACUCUGUGGUGUGGCCCUGGAGAUUCAGCUGGGAACUCCUCAGAGCUGGGGGUCUUCAAGGGCCCUGAUCUCUGCUGCCGAGAACACGACCGCUGUCCACAGACCAUCUCGCCCUUCCAGUACAACUUUGGCAUCCGAAACUACCGCUUUCACACCAUCUCCCACUGUGAUUGUGAUGCCAAGUUCCAGAAAUGCCUGAUGAACCAGCAUGACUCUAUCUCGGACAUUCUGGGCGUGGCCUUCUUCAAUGUGCUGGACACUCCCUGCUUCGUGCUGGAGCCGCAGGAGGCAUGUGUGACGUGGUACUGGUGGGGCGGGUGCCGGAAGUAUGGCUCAGUGUCCCUUGCCCGCCUCCAGCGCAGGACCCUCUACAACGCCUCCUGGAGCUCUGCUCUGAAAGCUACCCCAACUCCCAGCCUACCCCCCACCGAGCCCCGACAGAAGCAUCGGCCCUGGAAGUGGUCACCACAGCUGGCAGAACCCCAGCACCUCAGCGAAGUCCGGGUCACCGCCCUCCAGGGGGCCCACGCAGGCCUGAUAUCGAAAGCCACUGGGCUCUCCUCACCACCCUACCUUCCCCCAGGUGCCCGCCGGACCUGCCGCAGCUUCCGCCGCCUGGACCAAUGUGAGUACCAGAUCGGGCCCCAGGAGACCAAGUUCCAGUUGCUCAACAGCGCCCCCCAGCCCCUCUUCCACUGCAACUGCACACGCCGCCUGGCGCGCUUCCUAAGGCUCCACAGUCCGCCUGCUGGCAGCAACGUGCUCUGGGAACGGCUGGGCCGGACCUGCUUCAAGCUGGUGCCUCCCAUGGACUGUGGCAAAGGUUGUCCUGGGGGUCCUAAGGCCAUCAAAGUGUCAGCUGGACACUUGCGACGGCUUCAGAAGAGACGACUCCAGGUUUGGGGUGCAGACAGAGCUGAGAGGCAGGCAUGGCCUUUGGAGCCCUCAGGAGCCCCCACCACAUUCUUCAACCGGUGCCUACACCUGACUCAGGGGACCCGGACCCCCAGUGGGAAACAGAAAUCCUAGAACCAGUGA
Messenger RNA from Elephantulus edwardii (Cape elephant shrew), 1503 nucleotides. RefSeq names its product phospholipase A2, group III (gene PLA2G3). Gene Ontology annotation, molecular function: A2-type glycerophospholipase activity. Lineage: Eukaryota; Metazoa; Chordata; Mammalia; Macroscelidea; Macroscelididae. Gene Ontology annotation, biological process: phospholipid metabolic process; arachidonate secretion. The record is from RefSeq and is a predicted model, not a curated record. The transcript is spliced from 7 exons.